This is a messenger RNA of Nezara viridula (southern green stink bug), 8251 nucleotides long. Lineage: Eukaryota; Metazoa; Arthropoda; Insecta; Hemiptera; Pentatomidae. The record is from the annotation of a GenBank genome assembly.
UUUAGAGAUUCAACAGCAACCCUUGACACCAUGGUGCAGCAAUUUUCUUAAAUCACUGAUUUAUAAUUCUUAAACAUAGAAUAAUCACUACAGCAUAAAAGAUGUAGUCUUGAAAACACAGAGCAAGGAUAUUCUAUUAAAAUUUGACACCAGCUUCCUUCAUAACAAAUAACAAAGUAACCUUCCAGGUUAGAUUAUACACCUGCUGGUAUAUAAAUCGAAUUGUUAACUAUUAUUAUCACUACAUUUAGAUACGAAAAUUUAAUUACAUGGGUUUGUCAAAAUAUCUCGUUUAAAUAACAUAAUGGUUAUUUUUUAUUUUAAAAACAUAAUUUUUCACUGGAAAAAUAAAUAAUAAUAAACUUAAAUUUGUAGCAUAACCUAUAAUAAAACCUAUUCAUUGGUUACAGUUGUUGAACCUACUGCCGUGUUGUUUUUGAUUUCCUUUUUAUAGUUUUAAGAUAAGUGUUUGCAGAUUUCAGUCGACUGCAAUUUUUUUGUGUACAUUUGUAGUGAAUAAUUGUUUUUUUAUAACAUGGAUAAGGACGAAAAUAUAGAGGAAUUCCAAUCUAUUCUUGACAUAUCAAAACCAUCAACAAGUAGUGAACCUACACUUACUGUUAAGCCCUCAGAAACUGAUGGAGCUAGCUCUUAUUAUUUUUCAAGUACACAAAAUGAACAGAUUUUGGUUAACAAGUUUUUGGAUGGUGAAAUGAACUUUGCAGAGUACAUUGAAAAUGUGGGUAUUGAAGAAAAUGUAGACGAAGUUGAUGUUGGAUCAAAUGAAGCUCAGGAAGCAGUUGCUGAUACUACCAAUAAAGUAGAAAAAUCUAGUUUACCCAGUAGAUCUAAGAAACCUCAAAAAUUACCUCCUGCUUUAAAAGGACUAAUGGGUGAAGCAAAUUUGAGAUUUGCUAGGGGUGAUAAAGAAACUGCUGUUAAAAUUUGUCUAGAAAUUAUAAGGCAAGUUCCUACAGCUCCUGAACCAUUUCUUACAUUAGCUGGGAUUUAUGAUGAGAUGGGUGAUCAGGAAAAAUUUUUACAAAUGUCACUAGUGGCAGCUCAUCUAUCAUCAUCAGAUCCUUUUGAAUGGAUCCAUCUCGCUGAACUAUCAGAAAAGUUAGGACAUGUUAGACAAGCUGUAACUUGUUAUUCUAAAGCAAUUAACUUAGACAUUUUUAAUAUGGAUUUACAUAAGAGGAGAGCAACACUUCUUGAAAAAUUGGGCGAUAAAAAGACCGCUGUUAGAGGUUACUUACGUCUUCUUUCUGCAUUGAAACCAGAACAAGGAGAAUUAAUUCUUGUCACUUCUAAGUUUAUUGCUGAAUUGUGUCAUAAAGAAAGUGAUUUUGUAAAGGCUAGUGGUGCAUUAGAUGUGGCCAUAGAGAAAUGUCCCAAUUUAAUAAACUUAGAAUUUAUUAAUUUACAAUUAGAGCUAUUGAUACAACUAAAACAAUUUCAACGAUGUCUUGAUCUUAUGGUAAGGUUUUGUAGCUUGAGCGUUGUUAUGAAUGAUGUAGGUGAAGUUUUAGAUUGCACCAUUCCUCUCGACUCGCCUAUUGAUAUCUUAGCUAAGUUAAUAAUUGUUUUGAUUCAUUUACGGUCGAUACUAUUUGCUGAACAAUUUUUAAACCGAAUAGCAGAUUUAAAUCCAGCUGAAGUUGGUGAUUUAUAUUUGGAUAUUAUUGAUGCUUUUGUUGAGCAACAUUAUAACGAAAAAGCUGACAAAUUGCUUUCUGUUCUUGUACAUUGUGCUGAAUAUAGUUUACCAGCUGUUUGGUUAAAAUAUGCUGAAAAUCUUAAGGUAUUAUCCCGAUUAGAAGAAUCAGUGAAAGCAUUUUACGUAGUGCUAGAACAAGCUCCUCAACAUACAGAAGCUAGGAUGACAUUGUCUUCCUUACUUGUCCAACUUGGGAGAAACGAUGAAGCAAUAGUAGUCUUAACUCAAAAUGAGGAAUAUGACUAUCUUGAUGUUGGUUUAUUUUAUGAGAGAUGUUUACUGUUAAAACAUGAUAAGAAUAGGUCAGAUGAAUUAAUAAUGGUUAGUCAGGUAUUCUUCUCGAGGCAUUCGACAUACAUUAGGAACAAGGAUGAGCUUUCAUGCAUAUCGAUAAUUCAACGUUAUGAUAAAAAAAGAAAUGCUGUAAAACAAGUUAGAAAAACUAGAAAAGAACCUGAAGAAGACAUAGAUAAUCCAUCAUUCAAAAAAGAAAACCAUGGACCAAGUGUAGAGGAAGAAUGGGAGUUGUUUAAAUAUGUUUGUAACAUGUGUAUUGAGACCAAGAGGUAUAAUGCAUUUCAGAGGUUAACAUUCACAGCUCAAUUAUCCACAAUUUUUCAUGUUUAUAAAUAUGAAAUCGAUCUUUUAAGUGUUUUAGCAGCAUAUUUUAAUAAAGAUUCAUUUAAUGGAUACAACAUUAUAAGAACAUUAGUUGCAAAAGAGCCUGAUAAUGUUAGACUUUGGCAUUUAUUCAACUUGAUCAUAACUAAAUCAGACGAUUCGCGACACCAUAGAUUUAUCAUGAGACAACUUGCUCGAAACUGUGACCAUCCUGCUCUUGGGCUAUUGCAUGGCAAUAAUUGUUUAGUCUCUGGGACUUAUAAAUAUGCAAUGCAUGAAUACAGCUCAGCCCAAGUUAAAAAUCCGACUGCUCUGGGUGCAUUAUUGCUAGGUUUAACGUACCUUCAGAUGGCUGCUCAAAAGUUCACCUCUAAAAAGCAUCAUUUAGUAGUUCAAGCAUUAGGUUUACUUACUCAAUAUAGGGACUUAAGGGGUCAUGAAGGACUUCAAGAAGUACAUUAUAACUUAGGAAGAGGUUUUCAUCAUUUAGGUUUAUUAACACAGGCUAUUUUUCAUUAUAAAAAAGUUUUAGAGUUGAAAGAAGGAUUAGUUAUGAAGGAUCCAAUUUUUGAUUUGUCUAGAGAAGCAGCCUUUAAUUUACAUCUUAUUUACUGUCAGUCAGAAUCUUAUGAACUAGCCAAAAUGUAUUUGGAAAAAUAUAUUACUAUUUGAUCGUAGACAAAGUGAGAUGGUUCUGAGAAUAGAAAACAUUUCCAUCAACCAUAGUUAGCUGCCAUUGGAAUUCUACAAAUUAGAGUUAGGCAGCUAAAUGGUAAGGUUAAUUAUAUAUGAUACAUGUUGUUAUUUAAAAAAAAAAAAAAUAUAUAUAUAUAUAUUUAUUAAAUGCCACUCUAUUUUAAGCUAUAUAUGAGUGACCUCAUAUCGAAGACGGACGGACAGGUCCUUUUUAAAAAGUUGAAGAAAAAAAAAGCGAGUUAUUUUUUUUCAUUAGUAAGGACACAGUCAUUUUAAGAUUUUUAUCAUAUUUAUCUCCCAUGAUAUCUAGAACAGUCGACUAACUUCCUUCAAUGAUUUUUUAUUCAUAAUUCAACUUGAAAAUUCUUAAAUAAAAUAAUCUGAAACCGUUUGAGUUGAACCAAGAAAACGAAAAUUGACUUUUAUUCCAGUUUCAGAAAAUGACGUCUGACUUUGAUAUGAGACCGCUCAUAUACUUUUCUUCAUUUAAUAUGAUUGUUGUCUGUUUCUCAUUGUGAAGAUAGUUUUAUUUUUUAAAUUGUAACAUUUUAUUUAUCGUGUUAAAUUUUAUACUCUGUUUUACAGUAAUUUUGUAUCUGUGAUAUUUGUUUGGUGUGCCAUUGUACUUAAUAGCAGUAAAAGUUUUCAUACACGGACUGAUACAAAUUUAAAAAAUCAAUAAAAAUGAUUCUUUUGUAUAUUUCUUUUUUAUUUGAACGCUUAAAUAUAAAUACAUCUGUUUUUAGUACAAAGUUAAAUAUAAAAAGAGAAUUUAAUAGCAGCAAAAGUUUUUAUACAUAGUUAUAUUAAAGAGUAUCGGCCUUAGGGCAGUGGAGCCUAUAGGGGGCACCGAUCAUCAGCAACAGUGCUCGUUGCUUGUUAGAAAUUAAGAAGAAAAAUACAAUAUGUAUUAAAAUUAAUUAUGUUUAUCCUACUAAAACAACUGUAUUUGAGAAAUAUUGAAUAACAGCUUUAAGAAAUAAAUUCAAUUUAAUUGGGGAGGGAGAUGAUGUUAUUGCCUGGGGGUAUCUAACAUGUAAGGCUGGAACUGAUAUGAAACAAUAAUUUAUUUAUUAUUUUACUCAUCAUCAUCAUAAUCCUUUCCCUCUCUGCCCCUGCGCAGUGUAGGGAUGUCCUCUAUAGUGCUUGAACCAUGUGUCCCUCCCCUCCAGCCCCAUGUGUCCCUCCUUCUCCUGCUCCAGUCCAGCCCUUGCUUCCUGAACGCCUCCCGCACGGCUUCUUCCCAAGUGAUCCGUGGUCUUCCUCUUGGUCUUCUACUGUCUACUCUUGUCUCAUAUGUUAUCCUGGCCGUUCUUUCCGUGUUCAUCCUUAGGAGGUGCCUGAACCACCUAAGUUUAUUCUCUUCCAGAGUGGUUUCUAUCGGCUGUACCUUGAGGUUUGAUCUAAUUGUCGUGUUACGGAUCCUAUAUCUCCUGGUGUUUCCCUCAAUCUUUCUUUGGUACCUCAUCUCCAUUGUCUGGAUCUGCCGCUUGUAUUUUGAGGUAAGGGCCCAUGAUUCAGAGGAGUAAGAGAGGAUGGGCAGGAACGUUGACUUGUAAACGGAUAUCUUUGUUUUCUUCGUCACUUCUCUUUUGUUAAGGAAACCUUUCUGGAUCGAGUGGAAGAUUCUUCCAGCUGCUCCCAGCCUUCGCGACACCUCUCCCAUCAAUAUAGCCACUUUCAUUGAUGCUUGCACCCAGAUAUUUGAACUCCUGCACCUGUUCCAGGAUCUGUCCUUUCAACCUCAAUAUUCUCAUAACUCUGCGGGGACAUCUACCUUUUCUCAUGUAUUUAGUCUUCUGUGGAUUAAUAUCUAUGUUAAUGCUAGAUAGCUCUUCUUGCAUGAUAUUUAUGUUGUAUUGUAGAUCCCGGUCAUCCGCAGCAAAUAUAACGAGGUCAUCGGCAAAAGCGAGAACUCUGUAGAAAGUAGGCUGUAGACUGCUAUAUCCCAGUUGAAAACGGUGCAGUCUGGAUUCAGCUCUCCUCAACGCUUGAUCCAGCACCAGUAUGAAAAGUAGGGGACUUAGGCUGCACCCCUGCCGUAUUCCCUGCGUCGUUUCAAACUCCUUGGAUGUGUGAUUACCAGUCCUUAUAAUAUUCAAGAUCAUGCCAAUGUCAACUUGUCUUUCAGAUAGCUCGCUCUAUAUCCUCCUUUUUAGCUCUGUCAAAUGCCUUUUCUAGAUCCACGAAGCAGACAGAAAGUUCUUUCCCUUUCUCGAUUGACUUCUCUAUGACCUGCCUCAAAGUGAAUAUCAGGUCCUGUGUACUCCUUGAGUUUCUGAAUCCAUACUGCUCCUCUCCAAUCUGGCAUUCGACUACUCUUCUUAUCCUUGCUUCAAGGAUUCUUGAAUAGAGCUUACUUGGCACACUGAGCAGAGAUAUGCCUCGAUGAUUAUUGCAUUCUCUAUUAUCUCCCUUCUUGACACUACCACAGCAAUUGCCCAGUCCUUCGGUAUCCUUUUCUUAUGCCAAAUCAAAUUUAAGAGAUGGAGAAACAUUUCUUCACCUUUACUGCCCAUAUAUCGCAUCAUUUCAGGGAGUUAUUUCAUCAAGCCCUGCAGACUUGCCGAGGUUCAUCUUACAGAUAGCUUCCUGCAGUUCUUCCUCGCUGAUAAAAUCAUCUUCUUCCGAAUACUCCAUCUCCGCAUUGUGGAUCUCAUCCAGAUCAACGUUUCUCCCUUCUAGCAGCUCCUUGAAGUACUCUCUCCGUCUUUCCAUUAUAUCUUCUUCCUGCCAUAAAAUCCUUCCUUCUUUAUCCUUGAUUUUUUUGAGAGAAUUCGGCCUUUCCUUCCUCAUUCCUUUUAUGACUUUGUAGAAGAUCUUUUGGUUCUCUUUUGCAUUUGUCUCCAUUUUGUGACCAAACUCUUCCCAUGAUUUUUGUUUGGAUUGAUGAACUUUUAUCUUGGCCUCAUUCCUUGUACUUUUCAUAGGCUGCAGAUGUUCUCUGGCUAAGGAAGUCCCUCCAUGCUUUAUUCUUUUCCUGAACUAUCUUUUUGACAUCAUUGGUCCACCAAGGACUUCUUUUAAACCCAGAUCCUGCCCUUUUCUCUCCGCAUACCAGUCUAGUAGUAUCAAGAAUAAUUUUUUUGAAUGAUUAUUUUAUUAUUUUACUCAGAUAUUUUAUAUUAAUAUUUUUAAUGCUUUCCUUUGAUUUUAGUGCCAUUUAGACAUUGAUUAGAUCAAAUUUUAAGUCGAUUGUGAGGAUGUUUUUCCUCAUUUUUCAAAUAAUGUAGUUUUAAGAUAUUUCAUUGACAUUAUAUUUUCAUUUCCAAGCUGAAAAUCAACAUCAGCCCAUAAAUUUUCAAUAGGGUUUAAAUCUGGAGAGAAGUUUCAUGUUCAUUUGGAUAAUUAUACAAUUAAUGCAGCCAUUCAAUGAAGCAGGCAAGAAAACAUGCCGGAUUAAAUACGGCUGGGAGAAUAUUAAAACAAUACGGUUUUAAAGUUAACAUACUUAUAAAAAUACCUCAUGAAUUUAAAGAAAUAGAAAAAAGUUAACUUAUAAAAAAAAAAAAACCCAAUAAAUUACGGGAAUGAUAUAAUUCAUUCAGAUGAGAACAAAUUUAAUAUUCAUAGUAUGGAAAAAAAUUGGAAAGGAAUUUGAGCUACUAAAUUCGUGAGCUGUAAUGUUAAGAGGAUCAAGGAAUGUUCUUGUGAGGGUACAUUUGUCUGCUUAGGAGUCGGGCAUUUGUUUUUUAUCAAUAGAUAAUGGAAGAGUAUAAAUUUAAAUUAAUUAAAAAGAAAUUUCAGGGCUGGUUAUGAUAAAAAUGGGUAUAUAACUAACAUAUAAAUUUUAUCAUGUUAAUUAUCUUAGCCCUAACUCUCCCCUCACAACAAUGGAGCUGCUAUAUAAUUAUCUAAAUGUACAUAAAAGUUCUCUCCAGAGUCCAAAUUUAAAUCUUAUCAAAUAUUUAUGGGCUUUUGUCGAUUUUCAGCACAAAAUUCAAAAUAUAACUUCAAGUAUCUUAAAACUGAAUUUUUUGAAAAUUGAGGACUGCAUGCAAAAUGUUAAUUUAAAAUGUUUGAGUAAAAUAAAUAAAUAAAUUAAUGCUCAUUUUUUUUUUUUUUGGCUAUUUCUUUCCAUUUAUCUGCACGCAGUUCUAUUGUGUCUUUGUUGAUUCUAUCCAUUUCCUUUUUGGCCUUCCUGUUUUUUACCUUCUAUUGAGGCAUUCAUUGUUACAUAGAGGCUUCCAAACGGACUGUUACAAGCUACAUUAAACUACGAGCAGCAGGGACCCAUCUUAACUUCCGUGCCUUUAUAUUACGAAAUAUCUCUUGACCAGUUUCUGUUAGUAGUUCUUUAUUGGUCUUUCUUCUCCAUGUGUUAGAACUCUGAUUCCAGAUCGCUCUGGUUAUCGUGCGGAGGAUUUUCCUCUCAAAUCUUUCAACACUUUUUUCUAGGGUCCUGGUUAGUGUCCAUGUCUCACAGCCAUAUAUUAGAACUGGCUUUAUGAAUAUGAAUUAUAACUUAUGAAAACUUUUGCUGUUAUAAAAUUCUUAUUUUAUACUUUAAUUUUUAUUAAAAAUAUACGGUGAAGGCACCAAUUAUUGACGCUUGUAUCUUUUAAUUUGAUGAAUAGUCAAUUUUAUGAAAAUUGAUGAUUGGUAUUGAAUUUAAAUGUAAGCAUUAAAGUAAAAACAGAAGUUUAUAAAAACUUGCUGCCCACUGCAGAUAGAAAAGCUAUUAUAGAAUAUUUAAAUUUGUUUUUCAUUUUUUUAAUUUUACUUCAUAAUUAUUGCUAAGUUAUUUAAAAUAUAUAUAUAUUUUUUUAGGUCCAACCGGCAGAGAAGGAUCUGUAAUAAUGGAGAUACAAUGAAAAAAAUCCAUGAUACUUUUAUUAUAGAAUAUGUAUUCCUUUAAAAAGGUAGGUAUUCUAGCUCUAAUGGUCUACAUGGUCCUCUGAUGUUAUUAUCAUAUUCAAACAAAUUUAGUAUUCUUGGAAAACAUGUUUGUGAUCUCUGAAACAUACUACAGAAUCCAACAUGGACCUUUUCCAUAAGAAGAUGAAAAUCAGCAGCAGAGUAACUAUUGAAUGUCGAAGAGGAGCUUUUUAUUUUAAUAAUUUUUAUAUUAAUGUUAUGACAAUUUUCUUUAUAUAUAUUUUCACAUUAAAAGAUGUUUCAACAAUUGUUUUACUAUUAUUUAAACAUAAUGCCCUACUAUAAACAAUGUCUUAAGUAAUAUUUUCUUUUAAUUUGUGAUUAUUUGAAUUUUGU